This is a messenger RNA of Penicillium odoratum, 612 nucleotides long. Its product is annotated as EMI1 family protein. The record is from RefSeq and is a predicted model, not a curated record. Bases 1 to 612 code for a protein of 203 amino acids. The transcript has a single exon. Lineage: Eukaryota; Fungi; Ascomycota; Eurotiomycetes; Eurotiales; Aspergillaceae.
AUGGGAUGGCUAUGGAGCUCUAGUCCUCAAACGGACAUCUCUAAUGAUGCAAAGCCCCCAGUGGCAGCGCAAUCCACAAUUCAAAAUGCACCACCCAAAAAGUUGACACCAGACGAACAAGCCGACCUGGAAUUCGACCAGCUCCUGGCCGACCUCCGAAAAGCAGACAGUUCCUUAAACGAUGAAUUUCAAUCUUCUUCAUUGCCGUCAAAUGGUACUCAAUCCGACCAACCCACCUCAUCUAUCGCACCUGAAUCCCUCUAUGCCGACACCAUGUCCUGCCGCACAGCUUUCGACUACGCCUUCUUCUGCCAGUCCUUUGGUGGACAAUUCGUGAAUGUAUAUCGAUACGGAGAAUUGCGGUCCUGCAGUGAACACUGGGAUAACUUCUGGUUGUGUAUGAGAACCCGAGGUUGGUCAGAUGAGUUGCGCAGGAAGGCCAUUCGGGACCACAACCGGAAAAAGGCAAUCAAAUACAAGACAGGUCCUAGCAGUGAGGACGUGUGGGAUGUGAGACUUGAUCCUGCGAAGGAGUCCUUCCGGGGUGAUUUUGCGGCUCUAGAGCGGGAGAUGAAAGCCGAAGAGGAGGCUCAGCAGAAACCCGCAGCAUGA